Amaranthus tricolor (Joseph's coat) is the source of this 2054-nucleotide messenger RNA. Its product is annotated as zinc finger CCCH domain-containing protein 62-like. The transcript has 9 exons. The record is from RefSeq and is a predicted model, not a curated record. Gene Ontology annotation, molecular function: metal ion binding. Bases 216 to 1649 code for a protein of 477 amino acids. NCBI's taxonomy places the organism in Eukaryota, Viridiplantae, Streptophyta, Magnoliopsida, Caryophyllales, Amaranthaceae.
UAGGGAAAAAGUUUGACGGACAAACACUCCAGCCUCCUCAAUUCAAAUAUUAGCAACGGUCACUCCCAUUCUAACCCUAAAACACCCAUAAAAGCUUCUUCUAAACGUUCUCUUGUUCAGUCCUCCUCAAUUCAAAUAUUAGCAACGGUCACCCCCAUUCUAACCCUAAAACACCCAUAAAAGCUUCUUUUAAACGUUCUCUUGUUCAAUCAAAAAUGGAAAAAUGUUCCUUCAAUGCUAUAAACCCUGAAGAUUUAGUUGACUAUAUUGAAAUGGACGAUUCAGAUGCUCAAUUUUACGAUUCAGAUGAUUCAGAAGAUGAUCCAACUUUCAUUGUUGAUCUUGACAAAGCUCAAUCAAAAUUAUCAAACUUAUCAAUUAAAUCUAAUUCAAAUUCCAGCAAAGAAUCUGCAAAAUUGGAAGUAGAUGAUGGAGUAGUUACAGACUUGGAAGAAAAAAACCAAUCAAAAUUUGGAAUUGAAGACGGGAAAUGUUUUGAGGAAGUUCAAAGAUUAAUUGAUGGUGGGAAAGUAGAGAGAUUGAAAUUGGAGCAAUGUAAGGUUUAUUUGAGGAAACAUGGUUUGAGAUUAACUGGGAAUAAAGGCGUUUUGAUUCAGAGAAUCAAAGAACAUUUAGAGAUCGUAAAUGGGGGAGGAGAAAAGAAAUAUCCAGAAUCAAGCUUUGUGUUGAAUUGCAAGGGCGAUGCCUGUAGCGGGGAUAUUGUGAUGUUUCAACAAACUGUUUAUGAAGGGUACAGCAUCGUCUCAAGGAGUGCCAUUGGCCCUCCAUGUGGUAAACGGACUGUUGCUGGGCGCAUAGUGAAAGAAAGCUAUGGUGCUGCCAAGCAACAACAUACAUUUACGAUUGAGGUUCUCUGGAGCAAAGGCGAAAAACCAUUGCCCCCUCUCCGUCCCCUUCUAAUUAAGGGAAGAAAUCUGUAUAAGCUGAAUACGUUGAGACAGAGAUGGGAAGAUGAAUCCCAACGACAGCGAGUUUUGAGUGAAAAACACAACAGAGGGUUUAUUGCUCGAUCAAAUAGGGAAGUCCGGAUUCAAGUUAAGAUGUCGAGGGAGAUGUUAAAGGGCGCUAGGACAUUUUCGAAGAAAGGACAGCAUUCAUGCCAAGAGAAGAACCACGAACAUGCUAAAGAUCAUGUCGGAUUCAAGGAUCCGAAGCAACAAACAGUAGCAAUGCAGACCCAGAAGUUGCAAGGUAACCAUGCUCAGAACCUUAGAGUUGCUGCACAACUCGAAAAGAACUCGAUUACAGGAUCAACUCGAUCUCAGCCUCCCCUACUGAAUGGCACGAAUGAUCUUACUUCUCGAGGAUACUUGUCUUAUAUAGAUCCUAAUUUUCAGCACAAUAGACCAGCUGACUCUACUUUGGGGGCCUACUCUCGUUUUCCUGAUAAGUUUCAGCAGCAGCAUUAUUGGGAUAAAGAGAACAUUCCUCAACCUGGUUUAUAUCCUUGUUCGUUUCAGACGAAUGCAUCAAACGAUGGGAGAAAUCAUCAGUUACUUGUUUCAAAUAGAGCAUCAUCACUGAAUUUUCAUGGUGGUUAUCAUCACAAGGAACAACUGAAGCCAUGUCGAUACUAUCUUCAAGGCUAUUGUCACUAUGGGGAUCGCUGCAAGUUUAAGCAUGGAUAAUCUCUGUAAUAUUUGAUCUAUGCCGAAACUAUCAAAUUUGAUCCAUGCCGAAACUAUCAAAUUUGAUCCAUGCUUAAAAACUUGCAUCGAUGCCCAUGAUGACAGUUGCCUUGAGAAUAGUAUCGAUACUAUUGUAUUUGAUCCAUGCCAUGACUUCUGCUCCUAAGUUUUCCUUAAACUGUCGCUAUGAGGAUCGCUGCAAGGUUAAGCAUGGAUCGAAUACGAAUACGAAUACGAUAGUAUCGAUAUUGGCAGUCUCUUGUGAAAUUUCAAAUUCCUAAAUUUUUGUGAAAUCUAUCUGUAGGAAUUUGUAUCAGACUCUAAAUGUAACAAACAAUGAAAUCUUGUGAAAUUACGCAUUCUGAUUGGACUCAUGGUCCUAAAUUUUAAUACUGAAAAUAAGCA